Hermetia illucens (black soldier fly) is the source of this 1377-nucleotide messenger RNA. RefSeq names its product serine protease 7-like. The transcript has 3 exons. Gene Ontology annotation, biological process: proteolysis. The record is from RefSeq and is a predicted model, not a curated record. Bases 1 to 1377 code for a protein of 458 amino acids. Gene Ontology annotation, molecular function: serine-type endopeptidase activity. Lineage: Eukaryota; Metazoa; Arthropoda; Insecta; Diptera; Stratiomyidae.
AUGAACGGCACUGACGCGAAGCCUGGACAAUUUCCAUUCAUGGUAUCCUUGCAGAUAAAAGACGAAAGAAUCAACUAUUGUGGGGGAGCUUUAAUCGGAGCCCGAUGGGUAUUGACAGCUGCCCAUUGUACGGGUAUGAUAGGGGAAAAGUCGGUUGUCAUUGCUGGCACCGUGAAUUGUGUCAACUUCGACGAAGGAUACCAGGAGAGCAGAAUUUUGUUUAUCUAUUUCCCCGGUGAGCUUCCUGAUCCAGAGGAUCAAAAUGACCUCGCCCUUCUUCGAACCCGGAAGAAAUUUGUUCAAACCGAAUUCAUCAAAUUCUUGCGAUACAAACAUUGUAAGGUCUCGAUAGGGAACAAGGUCCAGAUAAUGGGAUGGGGUAUCUAUAAUAAGGGAAGACCGGAGAUUUUACAGUGGGCAAAGGCCACUGUGAAUGAUUUUAAAGUGUGUGGUUCUGAAGUUGAACAAGUUAGCAAAGAGGCCUACGUUUGCGUACGUGGGAACAGGAACAUGUCCGUGCCACGGGCAGGCGACUCUGGAAGUCCUGGUAUUUAUAAUGGAAGGAUAUUUGGGGUAGCUGCGGUGGGGCUUCUUUUGCCAGAAUAUGGAAUUGUCAUUCUAAUAGUUUGUUUCGGAGGAAGUAACAUUCAAAGUUCAAGGAUCAUGAACGGCACGAAGGCAUCAUGUGGACAGUUUCCCUUCAUCGUUAGUCUACAAUCUCCUGACGAAAGGAAAAAUCAAUGCGGAGGAACACUAAUCUCAGCAAACCAUGUCCUUACAGCCAAUCACUGCCUUCUAAGCGGAAUUAAUUCCCGAAUUGUUGUAGCUGGCAUCCUCAAUUGUGUCGACUUUGACAAAGGAUAUCAAACGAGUAGAAUAAAAUCAAUUUUUACUCCCGGACCAUUUUCGAAUGAAAAAUGGAUAAAUGAUAUCGCGAUCCUACUCACAGAGGAAAAAUUCAUUAAAACAAGGUUCAUCCAAUUCCUACCGUACGAGCUAUGUCAGGUGUCAAUAGGAGACGAGGUCCUUAUUGCUGGAUGGGGAACUUCGAAUGAAGGAAAACCUAAGAUUUUACAAUGGGCAAAUGCUGAAAUAAAUGAGUAUGAAAUUUGCGGAUCUGACAAACCAAAAAUGAACAAGGAUGCAUUACUUUGCGUACGAGGAAACGUUAAAAUCUCGUCAUCCCGACAGGACGAUUCGGGAAGUCCAGGACUUUAUGAAGGGAAAAUAUUUGGAGUCGUUUCUAUGGGCAUCCCUAGUCCUGAAUAUGGAGCUUAUUACACUUUAUUAACGACAUGCAUUAAUAAAAUGUCCUACGCCUUCCAUUUCCAUGUCCAUUCCUCCUCAACAUCUCACCAAUAUUCAUCCAACAUAUAA